CGGGAAUAAAUAAGACUAAUACUAUGGUGCAUUUCUAAGUCUAAGUUGUGCGCCUGAUGAUUAAAAAUAACCAAAAUAUUUGUUUAAUUAAUGAAACUAUCUUCAUUUACACGGUUUCCUCAUUUUCUUUGGUCCUUUAAUAUGUCUCAAACUAAAAUUUCUGCAUUUUUUCAAUCGCCCAUGCCCACUGCAAUCAAGAGAGAUCAACAGAAGAUGGAUAGAAAAAGAUCGACAGUCCCCGCAGAUUCAGAUCAAAACACAUUGGUAUGUAAAAUUUUAGGCUAAAUAAAACUUAAAUUAGACUAAUUAGAUUUAGAACCAACCAUGGAUACAAAAGUUGUUUGGUCAAUCCGCUCACGACUAGUACUAGUACCCUAGUCUUUACUUUGUAAGUCGUAGUAGACAGUAGUUCAGUAGUCUGUAGUCCUCAGUCAUGGAUGACAUUAUUGACAACUUUAAAGAUAACGCUGAUGCACUGAGAGUUCUCAUAAUCAACUUUUGAGUUUUUUUAGAUUAUAAAAAAAAUCACUGCCAGUUACGUCUGCUGUUGACUAUACUAUACUUGUGUAGCGCUUAGGGUGAAUAAAAUGUUACACAAACACGUUUAAGUCAAAUAUUUGAUUUUGAUUCUCACGCAAAGUGCUUAACUAACACAUAUUUGCACUUUAACCUAAACACAAUUUUAUAAGCUAUUGCUAAUUAAUAUACAUGUAUUGUUUAAGUAAUCUAGUAUUUUUACUGACAUUGCCACUCAGGAUGAUCAUGAAACUGUUAUUUAUUUUCAGAGCAAAAGCCAAGUUAGUAGUGAACCAGAACUGAAAAAGGCUAAAUUGUUUUCAUCUGAUUUGGGAGAUAGAAAUUCCCAUGGGACCACAGGCCUGGUGAAUGAAGCAAGUGAAGAAGAGGUGUCAGCACAGGAGAAAAAAAAGGUUGAAAACAACAAGAUAACAGCAAAAAUAAAACUUACUGGAAAUAAAACCAGUGGACUUGUUGUCAACAUAGGACUCUCUUGGUUUCAUGCAUUAGAUGCUGAAUUUUCAAAAGAAUACUUUUUAAAGGUAUAUUAUUUAUAGGCCUACAAUUUAAAAAAGAAAUUAAACAUGUUGAAUGUUGCUUGCUAGGUCAUGCUAGUUACAUCUUUUCUGCAGACAGAUGACAGGAGGAAUGACUAAAGGUUAUAUUAUUGGGAUGAUUUUAAAUGGAAGCAUCUGCCUUAUAUUAUAAGCAAUGAAUGUUAAGUUAUUUGAUCAUAAAAUACCCGGUAAUGAGAGUGUUCAGGAUUUUGAGGUUGGAGUCAGGAAAACCAUGUAGUCUGAUUUAUUUUUUACAGAUAAAAUAAUGUUUAAGUAAAAAUUAGUAGGGAAUAACUCUCUUUGUACCGGGUAUCUAUAAAGAUGUUAAAAAUGAGGUGUGGUAUGACUUGCUUUAGGAAAUAAUGAUUAAAUAGAAAGCAUGUCAAUAUAAAGCCCGAGUAAGUGGCUUUAUCGUUGUUUUGAAAAUGAUAAUAGUUUAGAUCUUUGAGUAUAUUUAAUUUCCUAGUUGUCUCAUUAUUUUUCAUCGUUUAAGGCCAGCUAUCCAGCUCGCCAGUGAUUUUAAGUGGCCUGCUAAAGCUGACAAAAUGUUGUGAUAUUGGCAUUUAAAUGAAAAUUAAAACACGAGUCACUAGCAAAUUCAAAUAAAUCUUUAAUUUCUCUGUUAAUAACACAGCUUUGUAUUAGCAGCUAAACUUAUCUAGUCACAUAAUAUUUCUAUAUAACCAUGCAUUUUGAACCAAGGAUUAAGCAAUUCAGCUUGAAAUAAAUAAAAUUCAGCUUAAUAGGCCUAUAAUCUUUCUCAUCAAGUCAGUGGUGGCUUUAUUGUGGUCCUCAGUUUCAUUACCAAUUUUUCAGUGGUCCUCUGUGCCAAAAGGAUAGACUGCAAUGAGUUGUGACAUUCUUGAAGUUGAUUAUUUGAUGUUUAUCAAGUCUUUUGUGACCUUCCAUUUAAUUUAUUAUUUUAAAUUGAAUAGAAAUGUUUUACAUCUAAUAUUUCAGAAAUGCAUAAUUUUAAUGUUAUUUAUCUUUAUUACAAAAUAGCCUAUUUAGAAUUAAAGUUUUAUCUCUAAAAUUGUAAUUCAGUUAAGCCAAUUUAUUGCACAAGAAAGAAAAUGUGCCACAGUGUAUCCACCAGCUGAUCGAGUUUUCACUUGGACAAAAGGAUGUGAUAUAAAUUCAGUAGGUAUUCAGUAGACAAUUUUUAAUCAAAUAGUUGAAAAGCUCUGACUGUCUCAUUCUCCAUAAAUGUUAUGCAAGAUGGUCUUCUAUAUCCUGUUCUAUGAUCCUACAUGACUAUAUUAAUUGUAAUGUAAUGUAGAAUUUAUUUUUUUAUUAUGCAUGUUUAAACCAUUCUAUUACUUCUUUUUAAAAACUAUUUAAAUUUUGAAUUUAGGUUAAAGUUGUGAUUAUUGGUCAGGACCCUUACCAUGGACCCAAACAAGCACAUGGUUUGUAUUUCAUGUGCAUUUUUUUUUUUUAUCGAAUACAAAUCAACACCCACUUCUAAGAAUUAGAGUUAUACUUAUUACAUAAUUAUAGAGAACUCCCAAUUUUGUUUUAAAGACUGACUGCUUGUCUUAUCAAUGCGCCUAUUGAAGACUAUUUUGGAAAUUGCAAAGUGUCAGUGUCUGUGCAAAGAUCGUGUGGCUGCGAAUGAUUAAAAAAGAAAGUGUGUGAACAAAUUCUUUUUAAGGAAAGUUACCUAAACAACUGCAAAUAUAUUUGGAUAGUAAUGAGUUCAUGUCACUGCAUUUUUUUUAAAGAUAUUGACAAGCAAAUGCUGAUUUAUUUUUUUUAUAAGCUCUCUUAGAGUCUCUAGAUGUUAUUUUUAUUUCAUUGUUACCCAUGGGCUGCCCACGAGGGAGGGGGGGGGAGCACGUGCGUGGCCCCCCCCCCCCCCCCCGCUGAUGGUAUUAAAAAAAAAAUUAAACAAAAAAAAAAAAAAAAUAAAAAAAAUUAGACAAAAAUAGACAAAAAAUAUACUAAAUUACCUAUCACUUCUUGGCAGUUUAAAAACUGCAGAUCUUUCACAGCAAUGUUUUUAAAAUUUAUAUUUGCAACAGUAGAGCAGAAAUUCGGUAAUAUAGCUAUUAUUCUUGUGUUUAUAUCAGGUCUUUGCUUUAGUGUUCUGCCAGGAAUAAAAGCACCUCCAAGGUAAAUUUAUUAGUAGAAAAGAGUGGAAUGUUAUAGGCUCCUAAUAAUUGGAUAUUGAUGAUGAGUAACUCUUCUAAAUUAAAAUAUUGUUUUAAAAUUGGGAAAAUAGAGCAAUUUGAUCUCCAAGCCUUACCCUGAUGGUAUGUACAUUUUAAAAUAAUUUAACUUUUUCAUCCUAAGCUAUUUAUGUUUAACUCAUUUUUUUCAUUAAGCACACAUAUUGACAGUUUCAAAUAGAGUGGUUAAUAAACACUGCUUUCAUAUAAAUAUGACAUAGUAAGAGAAAUCUAAUUUAACCCUUGAUUUCAACAUAUUUUUAAAAGAUUAAAUGAAUCUUUAAUAAAUUAUCUAGAUUAUUCAAGGAAGAAAUAGGUUGGUUUUUCUCCUGUGCCAUUUUUACCUUUAAUUUUUUUUUUUAAAUUACUUGGUUCAAAGAAUGAUAGGUCAAGAUAAAAAAAAUAAAACUGUGCACUAAUCCUGUUCAUUUGCAUAUUUCAGUUUGGAAAAUAUUUUCAAAGAACUUGAGAACAGUAUUGAUGGGUUUAAACGUCCUAAACAUGGCAAUCUUAUUGGUUGGGCUCAGCAAGGUAGGUUUAACUUAUAAGUAAUAUCAUUUUUGGAGAAAAAAGGAACUCCCAAACACACAUACAAACAAUCCAAAAAUGUGUUACUAUUUUACAAUUGUUAUACCCAUUGAAUUGCUUAUUAUUUUUUGUUUUCUAGGUGUGCUUCUACUUAAUGCUUGUUUAACAGUGAAAGCAGGUCAGGCCAACUCCCAUGCAGGCAGAGGUUGGGAGACAUUCACAGAUGCUGUGAUAAAUUGGCUAAAUUCAAAUUUAACAGGAGUUGUUUUUAUGCUCUGGGGAGCAUAUGCUCAAAAGAAAGGAUCAUGUAUUAACAAGGUUUUUCUAUUUUUUACCUUCUUUUACAAGUAAAUUAUCCAUUAAAGUUAUUUAGAGUAAAUUAAUAACAAAGAGUCAUCAAAAUUUCCUUAAUAUCAAUAACUUCUUACCUGACAAGAAUUGUAAAAUGAAAUACUGGUAACUGAACAAAUAUAUCUCUUCAAAAACUUUUUUUUAACCAGCUUAGAUUUCUUGGCAUUAUUAUAUUGAUUUAAUACCUCUCCAGGGAAUGUUAAUUACUUAUGCCUCCGUGCACUAAGUCUCUUUAAUUUAAUAUCACAUAAGUAGUAACAUGUCAGAUUUUUUAUCCCAGAAAAAGCACCACAUGUUGACAGCAGUUCAUCCAUCUCCCUUGUCAGCCCAUCGUGGUUUUCUGGGCUGUAAACAUUUCUCUACCUGCAAUGAAUUGCUCAUUAAAGAUGGCAGGAAGCCGAUUGAUUGGACUCACCUACCUGAAAAAGAAGAGCUGUAAUUUUUAAAAAUGUUGGUUUGAGCUUCACCUAAUUCUCAGUGUAAAUAUGUACAUUUUUUUUUUAUGGAAGGUUUUAUUUCUUUUAGAUGUGAAUUCAUUUUAUGAUGUUUUUACAGUGUAUUGCUUUCAUUAAAGUUCGUUUUGCACUUUUGAUCCUAGGUUAGAUGUCAGCAUCCCAUAGUAACAAAUAGUACUCUGUGAGGGGGGGGGGUCACCAAAAUAGGCU
This is a messenger RNA of Lymnaea stagnalis (great pond snail), 4788 nucleotides long. The record is from the annotation of a GenBank genome assembly. Lineage: Eukaryota; Metazoa; Mollusca; Gastropoda; Lymnaeidae.